AUCAAUCAAUGAGGCUGUGGCAGUGAUGACAUACUUUUUAUGUGCAUUCUGCGCGAUAUCGAAACUUGUGUUCUUUUAAAUACUUCCUUUAGCAUGAGUCAUAAUCAUGUGAUUUCAAAUUCACUAUUUUUAUCCAUUUCUUCAAUAUCAAGUAUUGAUUGUAAAAAUUUAUUCUGUUGACCAUUCAAUCUUCCAUCCUAAUCUUCAAUUUUCCCUGUUUUUAUCUUCAUUUCAUUGAUGUAUAUAAUAUUUACCUUUACCAAGUUAAUUAUUACUCGAUGAUGCAGCUACAUUUAGUUUAUUAAAGAUUCUUUCUGUUCUUUUAUAUUUUGCCUUUAUUAUCUUAUCCAUUUUUUAAUCCAAAUAACAUGGAUCUUUCUAGCGUGAAAGUUCUUUCUGCACUUGCGUUGCUGCUUUUAACAUUUUUUGCAUCAAUGUUACCUUUGUGGAUAUUUAGGCAACCUUUAUCGCUUUAUGAUCCUGCGGAUAGGCACAUAAAUCGCAGAAAAAUUUUAAGCUUUCUGAGCUGUUUUGCAGGAGGAGUAUUUUUAGGUACAUGUUUAUUGCAUCUAUUUCCUGACGUUGGAGAUCAAGUUGAUCACAUAGUUAAAUCUUUAGAUUUGACUCCUUCAUAUCCCUUAAGUGAAAUGUUGUUAGGAUUCGGAUUUCUUAUUAUCUUAGUAGUUGAACAGAUAAUCCAAAGCUUCAAGCUGAGUAAUAGUUCUGAUGAAAGAGGAGCUGGAAGGAGCUCAGAAAGCGCAAGCCUCCUUGUGAACGAAGCAUUAGAGGACGGUGGUGACAGUGCCCGUUACGUAACCCAAACUUACGGCGCCGUCGUAGGAAACAACCCUCUCAGUGAAUAUAACAUAACCUUCCCACAAGAACAGCCUCAAUCUGAGUUUCGAUCUUUGCUUUUAUUAUUUGCUCUUUCCUUGCAUUCUGUCUUUGAAGGCUUGGCUAUUGGCUUACAGUCAUCAGUUCCGAAUGAGCUCAGAAUUCUUAUGGCUGUUUCUAUUCAUAAAUGUAUCAUUGCAUUUUCACUUGGUCUGAAUCUCACUCACAGUCAGAUGAGUCUGUUUAGCGUCAUUAAGAGCAAUAUAGUCUUUGCCCUGACAUCUCCUGUUGGGAUUUUGAUUGGUGUCGUAGUGAUGAAUUACGUGAAAGGCCUGGCCCUGCUCGUUACUGGUGGUGUUUUGCAAGGUCUUGCAGCUGGCACUUUUCUUUAUGUUACACUUUUUGAAGUUCUUCCGAAAGAGUUUAGCUCAGAAAGAGAUCCGGAUCGACUGCUCAAAGUUUUAUCUGUUGUCUUAGGCUAUUCACUUGUAACUUUCUUGGUGAUAGUUUUACCUGAUUAAUAUGGAUAGAUUCGUUGAUGAAUUUAUGCAAAGCACCGUGGUUGAGAUAAUCGUUUAUCAUAUAAGAGCUAUUGUUAUGAGAUUAAAAUUUGGUAUCCUUUCUAGAUAAUUGGGCAGAUGUUGCCUCAAUUUGCUCUCUAUCAGGGUACUACUUUAAGUAAGUCAGAAAAAAAAAACAUAUACUGGGACAAACUGGGUCUAAAAUAUUAACUACAUGAAGAGAGGGCAGGAUCUCCGCUGUUAAAAUCUGUGCUUAAAAUUGAAUGAAUUAAUCACUUUAUUAUUUUUUUAAAAAGACAAAUUGUUUAUUUUAAUCUUUUUUAAUAAGAUGUUAAGAUCGUUUGUUAUGCUUAUAAAUAGAAUUUGAGUUGUAAGAAUAAAAUGGUUUAUUCCUUAAGUCAUAAAACAAUUUUGGACAUACAAAGAAAAUGCACAGGUAACUAAAAAAAAAAAAAAUCAGAAUGACAGAUAUUAUGUGCCUUUCCUAUGCCUUGAAUUCUAUAUGCAUUUUUAUACUAGUCUGUUUUUGUAAUAAGUAUAUAUAACAAUUUUAUAUUUUCUUAUUUAAAAGUUAAUAAGGCAAUGAAUAAGCAAACUAUCUUUUCGCCUUAUGUUUUUUAAUUCUUUUUGCGAAAUUUGUAUAAUCUCUAGGUUGGUGCAAGAAAAGUAUAAAAACUAUGAAUAAACGUUAUCUUUUCUGUUACAUUUGGUACAUUCUGUUAGAUUGACAGCUAGUGUACAUUUAAUUUCGUAAUUACAAUGUACACUAGCUUGUUUAAUAACUUGGGUGUGUUGAAAAAUAUUUUGCUCAAUUAUUAAAUAGUCAUUUGAUUUUAAUUCCAAUGUUGAAAGGUCAUCACUAAAACCUUGUAACAUUGAAUAUUUUUCAAAGUAGAAAAUUGAUUUUAUACCUAAACUUCUCACACUUUUUAUUUUUAGAGAUUAAAUCAAGAAUAUUCAUAAGUACAUGUAAAUAGAGUUGAUUUGAUAACAUAAAUGGUCAUUUUCAAAUGUGUAGAUUCUUUCUCACGGAAAACAGAUCUUAUUCAAAUGCAAAUUUUAGUGGGCAAGAAACAAUAGCACUUUAAAUAAACUGUACACAGCGGUUUUGCAGACAAUGAUGUUUUUUUUUUCUUCGAGGAAGAGGGAAUGGAAAAAUUUGCUUUAAACUGUCAACUUUUUAUAAUAAGGUUUAGCAAUGAAAAAAAAUCUGUCAGCUUUUAUGUAAGAGAAUACUGAAAUAUUUUCUUACGAUUUUAAGAAAAGAGAUAUGCAUACUGCUCCAUGCCAUGCACUCAGUUGUACAGAAAAAAAUAAUGAUUUAAUGAUGCAUUUAUUAAUACAACUUUACUUUAUUAGGCUUUUAAGAUAAGUUAAUUUAAGGAUUUCUUUUUUUUAACAUUAGGAAUUUUCGAUAACUAAUAGGUUAUGAUCUUAUUUUAAAAGUACAUUUAAGUUUUCAUAGUUAAGUUGGCUACAGGAAAUGCUCAAAAAUUUUAUGACUUGAAAAACAAUAAUAAUAAUUAAAAAAAACUAAACCUUUUUUAUCAACAUUCUAAAAAAAUUCUUUUCUUCUUCUUAAAUAUAUAAAGUAGAUAUUUCUUAUUUGUUUGCUCUUAUUUAUCUCAUUUAUUCAGUUCCAUUUCAUUAUGAAAUGUGCAUAUUUAUGAUAUGAUUUAACAAAUUUUGUUUCAUUAUUUUAUCUACAAUAUGUUAUGUAUGACAAUGGAUUUUUUUUCGUUCUUUAAUGCUAGGAUAAUAUAUAGGAGCAGGAUAUAUAAAAUAGCAGUUCUUUUAAGAGUAUAAAAUAGUGUUAAUUUUCCACCUUUUUUAAAUAUACUUUAUUGGUAGAUAGUACAUGAUGUUGUUUUCUAUAUUAACAUCAAUAUUUUUUCCGCCAAAUUUUUAUCUUUAUACAAAAUGUUUUGUUGUGCUAAAAAUUUUACGUAAAUGUCCAGUUUGUGUGGUUUCUUUAAAAGCUUUAUAUUUAUAAUUAAACUAUUUAAGAUUGUAAAAAGUAUUGUCUUUCAAUUUUUUAAUAUGUUUUUUCAGCAGCUAAAUCCAUCUAUAUUCCCAUAUAAAAUGUUAUAAUGUUUCAUGUAAAUUAUAAUUGAACAUUUUAACAUAAAUGUUCCUAAUGUAUUGAACCUUUAGUUAAGUUCUCGUGAAAUAUCUACGUACCAUUUUCUCCAUAGAAAAUAGUGGGAAAACUAGUUUGUUCUGUAGGAAAGUAACCAUGUUCAUAUCUGCCAAGUCUCCAGUUUUUUAACGAA
Molecule: messenger RNA, 3628 nt
Organism: Parasteatoda tepidariorum (common house spider)
Lineage: Eukaryota; Metazoa; Arthropoda; Arachnida; Araneae; Theridiidae
Product: zinc transporter ZIP1
Biological process (GO): zinc ion transmembrane transport
Cellular component (GO): plasma membrane
Molecular function (GO): zinc ion transmembrane transporter activity
Source: RefSeq, a predicted model, not a curated record